AUGGAUAUAAGUAUAGUCAAUAAUGACUUUUAUUUAUCCGGUAUCGCAACGCUAGUCGAUGAUAUUGACAAACAAUUAAUGGUUAUUCUACGUGAUGGUCGAACCUUAAUUGCUUUCCUACGAAGUCUCGAUCAGUUUGGGAAUCUUGUUCUUCAUCAAGCAUUCGAACGCAUUUGUGUUGGUCAGCAAUACGCAGAUAUUCCCCGUGGUUUGUUCGUAAUUCGAGGAGAGAAUGUGUUACUCAUAGGUGAAUUAGAUUAUCGUAAACCAUUACGCGUUCCGCUACGAGGAGACACAGGAGAUUACUCUCGAUCUCAAAUUUCCAAUGCAAUGAUCUGGAUAAAUUUCUCACCGAUUGCUAAUUUAGCUUCGGAAUACUAUCAAGUCGGUUACAAUGCGAUCAAUUGGCUGAGUUUAAUUUACAUGCUUAUAACAGUACCGUUUACAUUGCCAUCGACAUGGUUAAUCGAUAGGCUCGGUGUUCGUUCCGGGUUACUGAUUGGAACCUGGACGAAUGCCAUUGGAAGUUUGAUUCGGUGUUUGAGUGUGUUGUCAAUAUUUGAUCGAAAUCGAAAAUUUGGUGUGUUGAUGAUAGGACAAACUUUUUGUGCUCUAGCACAAACUUUUAUUCUGUUUAUUCCCACGAAAUUUUGCUUUUUAUGGUUUUCGGAAAAACAACGCUCAUUCGCUAAUUCAAUUGCUAUUGGGAGCGGAUUCUUUGGUAUCUUACUUGGCAGUAUUCUUUCGCCCCUGAUUGCAUCGACUAUCGACAGAAUUCCGUUAUUAUUGUAUGUCAAUGUUAUGCCUGCUUCCUGUGCUGCUUUACUUUGUUUGGCCAUGCGAUCAGCUGAACCGCCGACACCAUCGUGUAAAGCAGUCGUUCGUGUGCAACAAUCGUUUACUUGUGCAUUGAAACGACUUUUCCAAUCGAAAUCAUUCGUUGUUUUAUUUCUUGCUUGUGGAUUUGCUAUUGGAUGCUUUAACGCAUUGUCAACAUUAAUUGAACAGAUCAUGUGUACGUAUGGCUACGAUAAUAGGACAAUUGGAUUCUGUCUAGGAUGGUUUAUUGGAAUGGGUAGUUUGGGUUCGUUAUUAUUUGGUUAUGUUGCUGAUCGAACGGGAAAAUUAAACGAAAUUUCGAAAGGUUUAUAUAUUGCAAGUUCAAUUGCGUAUGUUCUUCUUGCCAUAUUCAUUGUUUGUCGAAUGGAAAGGUAUUUGAUCUAUUUCGCAUUUGCUUUGGUUGGACUUGUAUCGUUGUCUUUGUCGCCUAUCUCGAUGGAUUUGACGCUUGAAUGCGUUUAUCCAAUACCUGAGGCAACAGCAAUCGGUGUUAGUGUUAUGUCAAGUCAAGUCAUUGGAAUCCUGAUGGUGACGGUUUUCCCAAAGUUCGCUCGUCCGUUGAAUGAGCAUGAAAUGUCGAUUGAGACUUGUUCGAAAGAUGUCAAACAUGGACUGGCAAUACUAAAUUAUUCAACAUCACUUUACGCGAUGGCAUUUAUCAUGAUUGUUGUCACAAUUUUUUACUUUCGAUCUUUCAAAUGCAAAUACAGACUUUAUGUUUAUUUUCAGAUGGAUCAACUUCCAUAUGAAGUUCUCUUUGAAGUAGCUAGCCGUAUAGAUUCACCGAGAGAUCUGUGUUCAUUUUCUCGUGUUUGUUCUCUGUUCUCCACUGUUUCACGCGAUGACCGCUUAUGGAAACGACUAUGUUAUCAAUUGUACAAUGUUAAACCGCCAGUGAAUACGAUAAAACAAAGUUUUUAUGAAAUAUUCACAAAGAUUCUUGUGCCCUACGGUCGAUAUCUCGGCUAUUGGAAAUCGGAUGAGAUGUUUUUCGGUGGUCUUAUCAAUGUUCAUCUAAAUCUGUCCGAUGGGAACAUCAUUGGAGAAAAAAUCGCACCUUAUCCUGCACAAUCCGAACAUGACCAAUUCGACAUGGAUGACGAUGAAUCAUCUUUUGAACCCAUUUACAUACAAACAAAAAUAUUCAAUAUUGAUACGCAAACGAAUCAAAUCUUUUGCUACGAUUGUAAUUUGCCACACCCAGAACUAAAAUGGGUCAAAACUUUCGAUAAUAACGAACCAUACUUUGGUUUAUCACAAGAAGCUCUGCCAAUCAGUGAACGAUCAUCAUUAAUUUUAAAUGAUCAUCGCGACGAUGCUCAUCCCAGAGAACGUGAUAUUCAUUUUAUAAAAUGUUGUUAUGAACAUGAGACUAUCUACUAUUAUCCAUUGUCGAUUGUUCAGCCAACUACCAGUGAACAUGAUCAUCCAUUGUCGCGUUUGAAUGGACUCUGGGUUGGAUCGUAUGGUGGUCAUGGUCUAGAACUCCUUCAUCUCGAAUUCUUUCACGAAUUCACUUGUCCUUCUGUUAGUGAUGAUACGUCGACAAAUGAAGAAACUAUUUCGGAUGCUUUAGUAGCACGCAAGAUUUCCGGUGAUCGAAAUGUACCACAUGGGAAAAUAUCGUUUGCUGCUAUACGUCCUAUCGAAGUGGAAUCCGAUUCUCCUCUUUCCUACGAGGGUAUUGGACAAAUUGCACAUACGAAUUAUGACAAUCCACAAUUUAUCCGCACAAAAGUUGUUUUAUUAUCGAAGGACAUUCUUUCGAUGUGUCGACUUCAUGCCAAACGCGUUGUCCACCAUGAACAAUUUCAUAAAAUUCCGGUGGGUAAUGACGCAUCGAACCUCGCACUGGCAUUUUAG
Molecule: messenger RNA, 2703 nt
Organism: Adineta ricciae
Lineage: Eukaryota; Metazoa; Rotifera; Eurotatoria; Adinetida; Adinetidae
Source: the annotation of a GenBank genome assembly